Molecule: messenger RNA, 2575 nt
Organism: Nicotiana tabacum (common tobacco)
Lineage: Eukaryota; Viridiplantae; Streptophyta; Magnoliopsida; Solanales; Solanaceae
Product: molybdate transporter 2-like
Biological process (GO): molybdate ion transport
Molecular function (GO): molybdate ion transmembrane transporter activity
Source: RefSeq, a predicted model, not a curated record
UUCUCCAGUUACUCUUAGGAAAAAGUCUUGUCACUAAUUUGCCGUUUGCGUGCGCGCCACUUUCAUCUCAUCAUUUUUUAUUAGUCCCUCCCCUUGCCACUGUCACAGGCAAAAAUGGCUGAGCAAACUUCUGACCAUACUACUCCCCUCCUCCGCCGCAGCUGGUGGCGCAGCCACCUUUCCACCCUUCCAUUCACCACUUCACUGCGUCUCAAAACCUCCCUCCUCUCUGAACUCGGUGGCUCCGUCGGCGACUUAGGCACUUACAUCCCUAUUGUUCUAACACUAACCUUAGUCUCCCAUCUCGACCUCAGCACUACCCUUAUCUUCACUGCAUUCUACAACAUCAUCACCGGCGCUCUCUUCGGAAUUCCGAUGCCUGUUCAACCCAUGAAGUCCAUUGCUGCCGUCGCCGUCUCUGAAAUACCUCACCUCACUGUUCCUCAAAUCGCCGCCGCUGGUAUCUGCACCGCCUCCACCCUUUUCUUCCUCGGAGCCACCGGGCUCAUGUCCUUCUUCUACCGCUUCAUCCCUCUCCCCGUCGUUCGCGGCGUUCAGCUCUCUCAAGGACUCGCUUUUGCCUUCUCUGCUAUUAAAUACAUACGCUAUGAUCAAGACUUUGCGGCCACUACUAAAGCCAGCAGUACAAUCCCACGUCCGUGGCUUGGACUUGACGGCCUUAUUUUGGCUCUCAGUGCUGUCUCUUUUCUUAUACUAGUCACCGGCUCCGGUGAAGUUGUUGAGGACGACGACGAAGACAGGAUUAUUGUAACCAAUGACUGUAAUCAACCCAGAGUUCGGCGCAGAUUACGUACACUAUCAGCAAUUCCAGCAGCUCUUAUUGUGUUUUUACUGGGGUUAAUCUUAUGUUUCGUGCGUGACCCUUCAAUUAUUGGUGAUAUUAAAUUUGGCCCCUCAAAGAUUCAUGUUUUGAAAAUCACGUGGGAAGACUGGAAAACCGGAUUUUUAAGGGGCGCGAUUCCCCAGAUUCCGUUAUCCGUUUUGAAUUCGGUGAUUGCAGUGUGUAAAUUGUCAACUGAUUUGUUCCCAGAAAAGGAAGUGUCAGCUACAAGAGUCUCAGUGAGUGUUGGGUUAAUGAAUUUGGUGGGCUGUUGGUUUGGAGCAAUGCCGUGUUGCCACGGGGCAGGAGGAUUAGCUGGGCAGUACAGAUUUGGUGGGAGGAGUGGGGCCUCAGUGGCGUUUCUUGGGUUGGGGAAAUUGGUUCUUGGAUUGGUAUUUGGGAGCUCAUUUGUGAGGAUUUUGGGUCAGUUUCCUAUUGGGAUACUUGGGGUGCUUCUGUUGUUUGCUGGAAUUGAAUUGGCCAUGGCUUCAAGGGAUAUGAAUUCAAAGGAAGAAUCUUUUGUCAUGUUGGUUUGUGCGGCUGUUUCAUUGACGGGGUCAAGUGCUGCACUGGGAUUUGGGUGUGGUAUUGUGCUGUUUUUGCUGUUGAAGUUGAGGCAUUUGGACAGCUUUGGUAGCCGCUUUGGGAGAUCGAAUUCCAGGUCAAACAAUGAUGAAACUAGUCUCAAUCAGUCUGCUUACCUCGCACAUUUUCACUCACUCGGCAAAAUAUCCAUUCUCUAAGCAUGAACAGGCUUAUGGUCCUCUGAUUUAGAAAGGAACUGCAUGGACCAGUGGAACCGGUAUCAUGGGUACAGUAAAUCGAACUUAUUAUCUGUUUACGUGGUUUCUUCUAUUUGCAUACUUCUCUUGAGCCGAGGGUCUAUCGGAAACAACAUCUCUACCUUCACAAGGUAGGAGUAAGGUGUACACACUAUCCUCUCCAGAUUACACUGUGGUUGUUAUUGUUUAUACUAACACAGAGGCAGUUAUGACUGAUAAUGCUGAUUACUGAUGCAGAAAAUGAUCCACAGAUUUUCAACCAUUGGAGAUAAUAGAAACUUAACCCUCCCUACUUUUAUCUAGUGAGUUAUCUUUCCAUGUCAAAGCUCUUCAGAUGCCAUGUGGGAUAAAAUAUUUCCCAAACAUAAAUCAUAGUGGAGAUUGUCUCGUUGGGUCACUUGUCAGACAUCAUCGGCCAUAUCAGAGAGAAUAUAUCUGUCAGGAAGAUAAUAAAGUUCAUCCUUUACUUCUUUCCUGUUGUCUGGUUGUAAAUUUGAUAUUUCAGCACACUUGCACUUCACUGAGAAGUAUUUCAGUCAGGUAACUGAAAUCUUCUUCGAGUAGCACAAAGCUGAAACAUAGAUUGCUUGAUAGAAGGGAAGGUAGAUUGAUCCAAGAGUUAUCAGGUGUUUGAUGAUUCCUACUUCGGGCGUAUCUAUUGCCACUCAGCUGAAUCCUGGAGAUCCAUUUCUGUUUCAGUCCAACCAACUUAGAAAAACUAUUUAAUUGAAUACAGAGACAACUCCAGGGAGGUCAUUUUUAUCCUGAACUUUGAGCUACUACACCUACAUUUGUACUUUAUCUUCAGCAACCUGUUUAUCGAGCCAACUCUAUUAUGCAGAGAACAAGGUGGAUGAACUCCUCUCAUUUCCUCGAUUAUGUAGACUGUUCGGUUUUUGGUCAUGUAAACCCUUUGGGUCAAGUAUAUAUGCAUCCUUUUCGCGUGCAGGUA